CAGAAUGUGCCCGCUAGCAGCAGGCACAGACAUCUUUUUGUGCGCUUUGGAGAGGCCGGGCGGGCUGUGCGGGGCCCCGCUCGGAGCUCAGGUGUGAAACAAGUGAAAAACUCCGGGAUUAACAGUGCUAGCAAGCAAUGGAGCAAGAUUCACCCUGCACAGCAGAAAGGGAACUGUUGGAAGCUGUAAGCAGAAUUACCACAUCUUCUACCACAAGUCCAUCUGAUGAAGAAAAAAACGAACCCAAAGCAGAAAUUUCAUGUCAAGUGAGAAAAGAAAACCCAGAAAAAGAUGACAUGCAAGAUUCCAGUGCAACCCUAAGUCCCAACUCUUCGAUGACCACUAAGGAGCUUCAGGAGUACUGGAGGAAUGAAAAACGCCAGUGCAAACAAAUCAAACUCCUUUUUGAAAUCCCAUCAACCAGAAUUGUAGAGCACCACUUAUCUAAAUACGUGAUGUAUAAAAUCAUCAUUUUGCAAACAGGGAGUUUUGACAGCAACAAGUCCGUAAUUGAACGGCGUUAUUCAGAUUUUGAGAAACUGCACAGAAAUCUGCUGGAAGAAUUUAGCGAAGAACUGGAAGAUGUAACCUUUCCCAAAAAAGCUCUAACAGGAAACUUCACAGAAGAAAUAAUCAAUGAAAGAAAAUUAGCCUUCAAGGACUACCUGAGACUCCUCUAUUCCAUGAAAUACAUCAGAAGAUCAAAAAAAUUUAUUGACUUUUUAACAAGGCCAGAGCUUCAGGAAGCAUACGGUUGCCUGCGGGGUGGCCAGUAUACCAAAGCUUUGGAAAUCCUUUUAGAAGUCAUUGGGCUGCAGGAAAGGCUGACAAGAGGGAACCCUGUUGCAAUUGUCCCUACCCUCUGUGCCAUCGUGGUGUGCCACAAGGACCUGGAAAACCCAGCAAGUGCCUUUGAGUAUGGAGAGAAAGCUCUGUCACGCCUUUGUGUGCACACCAGCCACAGGUAUUACAUGCCACUGUUAGAAACAAUGAUCGCUCUGGCAUAUGAACUUGGCAAGGAUUUUCUGUCUUUGCAAGAAAAACUGGAAGAAUGGAAGACAAAGAAAGAUCCCGUACGGGUUUUUACCCUGAAAGAACUUGCAGUUCGGGAGUACGUAGGGUGAACACAAGAAAAAAUAAAUGAAAGAGCAAACUCUUGGAAGAUUGAGAACUGGAAAUUACCUGAUUGGGUUGCUUAAAUUGUAUUAAUAGGAAAAAAAAUUAAAUAUCCUCUAUGCUCAAAGGGACAUUAACAUCUAUGUUGGAAUAUAUUACAUCUAAUGUACAGAUAUGAGGAGUUCCCAAGGAGCACUUUAAGGUUUCUUGAAGGAAAUGUGCAACAAAAUAAUAAUUUUUGAUUUUGUUGUUUUGAACAUAGCUUAUUUUGUGUGAAAAGUCAGAAUAAGAAAAUA
Zonotrichia albicollis (white-throated sparrow) is the source of this 1412-nucleotide messenger RNA. RefSeq names its product sorting nexin 20 (gene SNX20). The record is from RefSeq and is a predicted model, not a curated record. Gene Ontology annotation, biological process: protein transport. NCBI's taxonomy places the organism in Eukaryota, Metazoa, Chordata, Aves, Passeriformes, Passerellidae. Gene Ontology annotation, molecular function: phosphatidylinositol phosphate binding. Gene Ontology annotation, cellular component: early endosome membrane.